This is a messenger RNA of Corylus avellana, 1074 nucleotides long. RefSeq names its product Integrase-type DNA-binding superfamily protein. Gene Ontology annotation, cellular component: nucleus. Gene Ontology annotation, biological process: positive regulation of DNA-templated transcription; response to stress. Gene Ontology annotation, molecular function: transcription cis-regulatory region binding; DNA-binding transcription factor activity. NCBI's taxonomy places the organism in Eukaryota, Viridiplantae, Streptophyta, Magnoliopsida, Fagales, Betulaceae. The record is from RefSeq and is a predicted model, not a curated record.
AUGGAAAAUGGCAAAAGAUCUCCAUUGAAGCCAUGGAAGAAAGGCCCGACAAGAGGCAAAGGUGGCCCUCAGAACGCCUCGUGCGAGUACCGAGGCGUUCGACAAAGAACUUGGGGCAAAUGGGUGGCUGAAAUAAGAGAGCCUAAGAAGAGAACUAGACUCUGGUUAGGCUCUUUUGCCACAGCUGAGGAGGCUGCCAUGGCUUAUGAUGAGGCUGCAAGGAGAUUGUAUGGGCCAGAUGCUUAUCUCAAUCUUCCCCAUCUUCAACCCAACUCCAAUCCUCUAAUCAAAUCUCACAAGUUCAAAUGGUUUCCUUCCAAGAAUUUCAUUUCCAUGUUUCCUUCUUGUGGGUUACUCAAUAUCAAUGCCCAACCUAGUGUUCAUGUCAUUCAUCAGAGGCUUCAAGAACUUAAGCAAAAUGGCGUUCAUGGCCAAACCCCCUCUUCCAGUACAUCUUCAGUCCAGACCAUGAGUGACAAAACCCAUGUGGAAAAUCCAGCAGUGAAGGAGAAAGAUGCAGAAAUUUCAUCAGACAAGAUGCUGGGAGCUUGUGAGGAGAAACCACAGAUUGAUCUCAAUGAGUUUCUUCAGCAGCUGGGUAUACUGAAGGAGGAGAGACAGUCCGACUCAGAAGCAACCGAUGUCGCAGGAAGCUUUGUGGCGCCGGAUGCUUCGUUGAACAAUUAUGGUGAUGAACUCGGGGCCUUUGCUGACAAGGCUUUCAAUUGGGAUACACUGAUCGAGAUGCAUGGGAUUGCAGAUCAAGGAGAAGAAGCCAGUAACCUCCAAGUUUAUGAUUUUAAUGAAGAGCUGAGUUUCCCUACUUCCAUUUGGGAUUUCUGAAGAGGAUCAGCUGAUUUUGGAAGGAAUAGGAUUUAGCUUCAGUUGAGAUGAGAAUUAGUUAGAUAUAGGCAAAUCUAUUACCACUCAGGCUAUGCUAUAGUUCAGUUUGGCUUGAAAUCUACUGCUAGUUCAUCAUUUUUAUGUUAGUAGCAUUUCCAUCAGUUUUUCUUUGACUACGAGAGAGACAAAGAGAGAGAAAGAGAGGCCUUUUGUUCUUAGGCAAUGGUUUAU